Molecule: messenger RNA, 564 nt
Organism: Trichomonas vaginalis G3
Lineage: Eukaryota; Parabasalia; Trichomonadida; Trichomonadidae
Exons: 1
Coding region: 1-564 (187 amino acids)
Source: RefSeq, a predicted model, not a curated record
AUGUUAAGAGACUUAAACCAACCACAAGGUGGUGAAGCAAAUGAAAUGUCAUAUGACGACAAGUAUAGACACUUCUCCAUGGCAAAGAUGAGACAAGUUUUAAAUAUUUACAAUAACCGUAAACAAAAAGGUUUGGGAAACCACUCCCCUGAAGAAAUGAAAAACAACCCUGACUUAGAGAAAGACUAUAUAUUUAAUAAUUUAGUCAAAAGAGACAAACAAGAAAGAAUGCCGGGCUUCAAACUUCAGAAAGGUGACAAAGUAAAAAUAGAAAUACCCAAACGCGACCCAUAUGAAAAUACUAUUGACUAUGACAACAAUGGGAACCCGACAGGUACUCACAUUCGUGUUCGUAAAAAUAGAAGAAAGUAUACAAGAGAAUAUUAUGAAGUUUUAGGCAAACAUGGCAAAAUGUACAGACUGCAAGCAGAAGAUAAAACUACUAUUGUCAGACCUCGUUUCAAACUUGUCAAAGUUCAAGGUGGUAUACUUUCAAAGACAGUUCCUAACAAAUAUAAGACAACUCCUGACGAAUAUGCUAAAGAAGUUGAAAAUGACGACUAA